AUGAUAUUUGCUUGUUGUCAAUGGCAUAUUUGUUUCAAGUAUUUCUUUUAUUGUUUAAUUAAGGUAAACUACUGCAACCAGGAUUACCAGAAGCUACAUUGGUUUACACACAAAAAAUUCUGCAAGCAAUUAGCUGAGGAAUCAUCAGAUGAUGAAGAAGUAGAGGAUGAGGAAUCAGAUGUUUGUAGUGAUUUACCUGACAGUGAGGAAGAGGCGGAGAAAAGAUUUGAUAAAUGGAAAGAAGAAAUAAAUAAAUUGGAGAGAGCAAGACCAGAUAUCGAUAAGGCCAAGUGUAGCAGCUGUGAUACAAAGUUCCAUGGUGAUGAUGCCUUCACCGUACUGGUAGACCACUACUAUGAGAAGUUUUGCAAGGGUGACUUUAAACACAGGGUGUUCUUGGGAACACCUCAAAGAAGGGAGUCGACUAUGUGUUUAUUAUGUGAUAGAUAUUUUGCCCACUGUGGAAGUCUACAGCAGCAUCUGUUUGCAAAGUCAAAACGUUCGGACAAAGACGGUGAAAACCAUAAGUUAAUUGUGAUGAAGGGAAUCGUGGAACCAACAUGCUUUAGAGACACAGUACACCAUAGCAACACAACUUUAAAUAAAGAAUUGAGUAUAACCCUUGUACAGGAUACACAUAUGGAAGAUUUAGCAGAACUUUUUGGUUAUGCGAUGAUGUCUAGAGGCUGCGGAUGGAUGGGCCUGAUGAAGACAUGA
This is a messenger RNA of Ruditapes philippinarum (Manila clam), 717 nucleotides long. RefSeq lists its product as uncharacterized. The record is from RefSeq and is a predicted model, not a curated record. The transcript has 5 exons. Lineage: Eukaryota; Metazoa; Mollusca; Bivalvia; Venerida; Veneridae. The coding region runs from base 1 to 717 and encodes 238 amino acids.